This is a messenger RNA of Penicillium cosmopolitanum, 3429 nucleotides long. RefSeq names its product mismatch repair protein MSH3 (gene msh3). NCBI's taxonomy places the organism in Eukaryota, Fungi, Ascomycota, Eurotiomycetes, Eurotiales, Aspergillaceae. The transcript has 3 exons. The record is from RefSeq and is a predicted model, not a curated record. Gene Ontology annotation, cellular component: nucleus. Gene Ontology annotation, biological process: mitotic recombination; mismatch repair. Gene Ontology annotation, molecular function: ATP-dependent DNA damage sensor activity; ATP binding; mismatched DNA binding. Bases 1 to 3429 code for a protein of 1142 amino acids.
AUGGCACCCCAUUCCUCACAAUCCUCGGCACCAUCGCCGUCCCUGAAGCGCAAGCAAGCAACCAUCUCCAGCUUCUUUGGCGGAAAGUCCUCUCCACGAACACCCUCCGAAACGACCAGCAAGACCCGAGAAAAACGGCCUAAGAAGAGACAAGCUUCUCCGGAAGAGGAGAAGCCAGCAAGUACGAACUCCACUCGCGAAGAAGACGACAACGAGGAGGAUGACGACAUUGUGGUUCGGCCCUCUAAGCGUGCUAGAGUCACCUCCGCCUCCGCUUCCAACUUGAAUGGCCCGACCAAAGACCCCGAAGAAAAAGAGGAAGAAGCAAUCUCCGUUUCGAAAAAUAUCAUUCAACCCCUCCCACCCACCUCCCAGGCCGCCGAGCAAUGCAGCCAACGAACCGAGAUCUUCAAAUUCCUAAGCUCACCAGCAAUCGCACCUCCAAAAGACGAAGACCCCGAAGACGUCCAACGAAGGAAAGAAAAAGAGAAACUACACCAGAAAUUCGUCCGGAAAUUAGGAGGAGCAGACUGCUUGAUUGGAAUUGGGCGAACGGCCGCCCCCACCAAUACCGGCGAUGGACCCGGCGCAGGGGAAGGAGGUGAAGAAGGCGAGGAAGAAGACGAACCGGCUCCUCCACCACCGACAAAAGGCAAAGCGGGCAAGAAAGGCGGGAGCAAACUUACACCGAUGGAGAAACAAGUUAUCGAGAUCAAGCGCAAACACCUGGAUACGGUGCUUGUUAUUGAGGUUGGGUAUAAGUUUCGCUUUUUUGGAGACGAUGCGCGCGUUGCGGCGAAGGAACUUAGUAUCGUUUGUAUACCGGGGAAAUUUCGGUUCGAUGAGCAUCCGUCCGAAGCACACCUCGACCGCUUUGCCUCGGCGAGUAUUCCCGUGCACAGGUUACAUGUCCAUGUCAAGCGGCUCAUUACGGCAGGCCACAAGGUCGGCGUCGUGAGGCAGAUCGAGACGGCCGCGCUCAAGGCUGCAGGCGAUAAUCGCAAUGCACCAUUCGUGCGCAAGUUGACCAAUCUUUACACCAAGGGAACAUAUAUCGACGAUGUAGAAGGGUUGCAGGGCCCCGCACCUGCGGCUGGUGGUGCAUCGCCAGCUACGGGGUACAUGCUCUGUAUUACUGAGAACAAUGCGAAGGGCUGGGGCAAUGAUGAGCGGGUCCAAGUUGGAAUUGUCGCAGUGCAGCCGAACACGGGUGAUGUGAUCUACGACGAUUUCGAGGACGGGUUUAUGCGCAGUGAGAUCGAGACGCGGCUUUUGCAUAUUGCGCCGUGUGAGAUUUUGAUUGUGGGUGAGAUGUCGAAGGCGAGUGAGAAGCUUGUGCGGCAUUUAUCUGGGAGUAAGAUGAAUGUUUUUGGCGAUGCGGUUAGGUUGGAACGCAUGGGGAAGAAGAAGACUGCGGCUGCGGAGGCGCAUAGUCAUGUUUCGGGCUUUUAUGCUGGUAAGAUGAAUGCUACGGGUGAGGAGGAGGAUGCACUUGCGGCGAAGUUGCUUCAGAAUGUUCUCGGGUUGCCGGAGAAUGUUACGAUUUGUCUUUCUUCGAUGAUUGAGCAUAUGACCGAGUAUGGGUUGGAACAUGUGUUUGAUCUGACGAAGUACUUCCAGCCUUUCUCGGCGAGAUCGCAUAUGUUGCUGAAUGGGAAUACACUGGUUAGUCUGGAGAUUUACCAGAAUCAGAAUGAUCACUCUGCAAAGGGUAGUUUGUUCUGGACGCUGGAUCGGACGCAGACGCGGUUCGGGCAGCGACUUCUUCGAAAUUGGGUUGGACGGCCGUUGCUUGAUAGGCAGCGCUUGGAGGAGCGCACAAAUGCUGUGCAAGAGUUGAUAAAACCUGCUCGAGCGGUUCCUGUGGAGCGUGUCAAGAGGUUACUGGGUAAGAUCAAGAGUGACUUGGAGAAGAGCUUGAUUCGGAUCUACUAUGGGAAGUGUACUCGGCCAGAGCUCCUUACUGUUUUGCAAACCAUGCAGACAAUCGCAAUGGAGUUUUCAGAGAUCAAGUCACCAUCCGACACAGGCUUUGACUCGACUCUCAUUAGCGAAGCCAUUGCCUCCCUCCCUACAAUCCAGGAAGAUGUCACUCGCUUCUUGGACAAGAUAAAUAUGCAUGCUGCUCGAAGCGACGAUAAAUAUGCUUUCUUCCGAGAGGAAGAAGAGACCGAAGACAUCAGCAAUCAAAAGUGCGGCAUUGCCAGCAUCGAGCACGAUCUACAAGAACAUCUUGCCGUAGCCGAAGAGCAAAUAGGCCGCAAGAAAAUCGAAUAUGUCACAGUCGCAGGAAUCGAAUACCUAAUCGAAAUCGAAAACAACUCCCUCGCCAUUCGAAAAAUCCCAGCAUCAUGGGUCAAAGUCAGCGGCACGAAAAAGGUCUCCCGUUUCCACACGCCAGCAGUCAUCCAAAUGAUCCGUCAGCGAGACCAGCACAAAGAAGCACUCGCCGCAGCCUGUGACAAAGCCUUCAAGUCCCUCCUCGCCGACAUCGCAACCCAAUACCAAUCAUUCCGAGACUGCGUCCAGUCCCUCGCCACACUGGACUGCCUCUUCUCCCUCGCAACCAUAGCCCAACAACCAGGCUACGCCAAACCAGAAUUCACAGACGAACCCUGCCUACACAUCGAACAAGGCCGCCACCCAAUGGUCGAACGCAUCCUAACAGACGCAUACGUACCAAACGACACCAACCUCGAAAGCGAAGGCACACGCGCCCUCCUCGUGACAGGCCCCAACAUGGGCGGUAAAUCAAGCUACGUCCGCCAGGUAGCCCUAAUCGCAAUAAUGGCCCAAAUAGGCUCAUACGUACCCGCCGCCUCGGCAAAACUAGGUCUCCUAGACGCGGUAUUCACGCGUAUGGGCGCAUUUGAUAACAUGCUUGCUGGCGAAUCAACCUUUAUGGUCGAGUUAUCCGAGACAGCAGAUAUUCUCAAGCAAGCUACGCCGCGCUCGCUGGUCAUUCUCGACGAAUUAGGUCGUGGAACAUCCACGCAUGAUGGUGUCGCUAUUGCCCAGGCUGUAUUGGAUUAUAUGGUACGCUCGAUCCGCUCUUUGACGCUGUUCAUCACGCAUUAUCAGCAUCUCUCGCGGAUGGCGCAGUCGUUUCCGGAUAAGGAGUUGCGGAAUGUGCAUAUGCGGUUUACAGAGUCUGGUGUUGAGGGUGAUGAGGAGAUUACGUUUUUGUAUGAGGUUUCUGAGGGCGUGGCGCAUCGCAGUUAUGGGUUGAAUGUUGCGAGGUUAGCGAAUUUGCCGGCUUCGGUGUUGGAUGUGGCGAGGGGGAAGAGUUCGGAGCUUGAGGAGUCUAUUCGGAGGAAGAGGGUUGCUGGGUUGGUUGGGGCAGUUGGGAGAAUUGUGGAGGGGGGUGAUGGGGAUGGUGUUAAUGAUGAUUUACUUGAUCGAUUGAUGGCAAGCGUUGAGCUUGUUUAG